ACCCAAAGGCAAUUAAGGGUAAAGAACGAAAAAACUUGAUAAAACUUUUUUGCUCUUUACACUAAGCGGAAAGAUAACGUGAGUUGAAAUUAAAGGAAUUAAUUUAGAUAAUGCGAAUACAUGUGGAGAUACAGUUCAAGCGAACAUGGUUGGUCACUUUAUUUUGAACGAUCCAAGUUCGUGAGAAGAAGUUCUAAUAGCGACUGGGGAUGGGGGCCGCGCCGGGCUCGGGCUGGGAGGAGGGGGAGUUCGAGUUCAAGUUGGUGUUCGAGGAGGAUCCGCCGAGCCAGCUCCGCGGCCCAUCCGCUCUGCACAGCACCGAUCAACAACACAGCUCAGCGGAGAAAACAGAGGGAGUGCGGGAUGAACAUCAUGAGUCCAUCACUGUCUCUGAUACCCACCUGACCUCCAUGCACAUUGGCCAGUCAAUGGGAAUCCCAUCCCCUUCAUCAUCAGCCAGUAACAGGGCUGGGAUGCAUUCCCCGCCUCCCAGACGGGCACUGGUGCGGGAGUUCAGUGGGACAUAUGAGAGUCUCCCUGCUCGCUCAGUCCAGGUUUCAGAGUCUAGGGUUUUGGAGUGCCCCAGUAUUCAGAUCACAACAAUCUCUCCAGAGGAUGAUUCUGGUGUACUAGGAGGCAGCUACUGGGAUACCAGCAGUGGCUGGGACAGAGAGCGACUUUAUUUGCCCCUGCUCGACCCCUUCUGCUAUCGAGACAGCAUGACAGGGGCAGGUUCCCUCAGCCCUAGCCCUGCCUCCAGUCCCUCCUCCCGUGGCUGGUUGAGUCCUGCAUCCAGCUGUGAUUCACUACUGGUGGAGGAGGAAGAUCUUAGCGAAGCUGCUGCCCACUUCUGCCUCUCACCCUCCUCACGCCCCACCUCUCCUGGGGCCAAGAAGCGAAGGAACUCUCCACUGGCCUCCCCCAGCUCAUCCCGCAGGAGUAGCUACUCUGAGGAGCACCCCUCCCUCCUGGAGACAGGCGAGAGUGCUUCGCAUUGUCUGGGGCCAACCAGCAGCUGUGAGCUCAACAUACCACAGAAGACCAGGAAGACAUCUUUAGAGCAGGUCUCCUCCAGGGAGGUGGAAUCGGAUCAGAAUACAGUUCCCACCAACCCCUGCCCCAUCUCAGAGCCAGCACAACUUAGGAGGGAGCCACCAGCACUGAGCAUGGACUACCUGUCUGUGCCACCUGCCCUGGGCUGGGGUAGGACCCGUGCCAGUGCCCACAGUCCAAUAUUCAGGUCUAAUGCGUUACCGCCUCUCGACUGGCCCCUGCCCUGCCAGUUUGACCAGUAUGAGCUGCGGAUUGAGGUGCAGCCACGCCCUCACCACCGUGCCCACUACGAAACUGAGGGAAGUCGAGGGGCAGUGAAGGCAUCGCCGGGAGGACAUCCUGUAGUGAAGCUGGUAGGGUAUGGAGAGCGACAACCUCUCUCCUUACAGGUGUUUGUGGGAACUGCAGAUGACAGAUCAAUUCGGCCUCAUCCAUUCUAUCAAAUACACAGGGUGACAGGGAAGACCGUGGGAACAAUUAGUCAAGAAAGCAUGCAGGCUGGCACUAAACUCCUGGAGAUCCCCAUGAACCCUGAGACUAACAUGACUGCACUCAUUGAUUGUGCUGGGAUCCUGAAGUUGAGAAACUCAGAUAUUGAGCUGAGGAAAGGAGAGACAGAUGUUGGGAGGAAGAACACACGUGUGCGUUUGGUCUUUCGCACGCACCUUCCUUUGGCCCCGCCUCUCGCCCCAUCAGGGCGGGUCUUAGCUCUGCAGGUGGCAUCCCUACCGAUCGAGUGUUCCCAGCGCUCUGCUCAGGAGUUGCCUAUUGUGGAGUCCAUUAGUCUGACUUCCUGCUCUGUGGAUGGAGGGGAGGAGCUUCUGGUGGGAGGGACCAACUUCCUCCCUACAUCGAGAGUGUUCUUCAUGGAGAGAGGCUCUGAUGGUAAACUCCAAUGGGAAGAGGAAGCGCACGUGGACCAGGACAAAAGCAGUGAGGGUGUGCUGUGUGUGCGAGUGCCCACAUACAGUGAUGCAUCUGUGAGUCAGCCUGUUGCUGUUUGCCUGUAUGUGUCUAAUGGGAAGAGGAAGAGGAGCAGCACACACUGCUUCAAAUACCUCCCCAUCAUGUUUAAAGAAGAGGAUCCUUUGUUGUCUCAUCCAUCUCUGUUGCCCCUGGAGGGGGUAACUCUUUGUCCUGCUAGGGGCAUCGGUGUCGCAGAUAGGGCUCUGCAUCUGGGAUCUGAUCCAACCACUGAUGAGAGAGGCAUGUCCAUUCACCUGCCUCCCUAUCAGAGCGAAUUCCCCUACCCCUCACAGGGCUACCAGGAGGAGUAUGGCACCAAGCAUGAGGCGCCAGAUAACAGUGGGAGCCGGGGGCCACUGAAUGAGCGAAACCCCAGCUUCGAGAGCCUGGAGCUAGGCUUCACUGAGCUCCUUCCUCCCCUAUAUGCUCAUGCCCCACAGCCACCUUCGCCUGCCCCGUCUCCAUCUCCAUGGCUGGACUCUCCCUACCUCUCCUCCUCCCCCUCUCCCUCCCACUCCUCCUCUCUGAGCCCGUUCCCUGCCAGCAGCCCCAUUUCCUCCUCCCCCCUGCCUCCUCUGUCUCACUCGCCGUACCCCCAAUGCCCCUAUCCACAGGAGAUGUGUUCCUCCCCUCCAUCCAAGCCUAGGCACUAUCAGGAGUUAGGCGCUCCUCCCUACGUGUCAUACGACGGCUGGGAGCAGCAGCGUCCAGCUGCCAAGGACGAUGAGGCUGCUGACACGCUGGAGCUACAGGAGGGUCCUCUGGGUUUCACCAGCCCUCCACCAAUGCAGCACAUCACACUGGAGGAAGUGAAUGAGUUCAUUGGUGAAGACAUCAGGGCUUUUCAGACCGGGCCUCACAUAGACAGCAGACCUGGAUAACAACAUUCUGCCUCUCAUAAGCCAAAAUGUUCUGCCAUAAUAAGUGCAUUAUUAAUAUCAUAUCACUCCUUUAUGUACAAGUUUAUAUUUGUUUAUAUAUUGGUCAAAUAAUGCGAUAUGCAGUACUGGCUGUGUGCUAAGUCAGAACACAAGGGUACAACUGUAAUUAUGUUUAUAGAUACCUGUUACUUCAUUGCAACUGCAACUCUGAACAGAACUAAUGUUUUUAAUCUGUUUUCAAAAUAAAUUAUCUUUGCAGUGUC
Electrophorus electricus (electric eel) is the source of this 3163-nucleotide messenger RNA. RefSeq names its product nuclear factor of activated T cells 4 (gene nfatc4). Gene Ontology annotation, molecular function: DNA-binding transcription factor activity, RNA polymerase II-specific; RNA polymerase II cis-regulatory region sequence-specific DNA binding; transcription factor binding. Gene Ontology annotation, cellular component: transcription regulator complex. Lineage: Eukaryota; Metazoa; Chordata; Actinopteri; Gymnotiformes; Gymnotidae. Gene Ontology annotation, biological process: calcineurin-NFAT signaling cascade; regulation of transcription by RNA polymerase II; cytokine production. The record is from RefSeq and is a predicted model, not a curated record.